CUACUGGCAGGGCUCCAGGUACCGGGCCGGGCCUUAAAGGCAGCCUCCUCAGCUCUGGUGCUCACCGAUUGGUGCUCCCGUGUAGGAGGGACCGGCAGCGGCCUGGAACCGACAUCUGGGCCGCAUUUCACAUGCUCCAAUACACUACGACCGCAACUAUGCAGCCCCCAAUAGUUGAGAUAGUACUAACACUUUGCCUGUGAAUUGAGCAGAAGGAGUUGCAUGGCCUGCUAUAAAUAUUAUAUAUUGAUACAGUGCCUUCAGAAAGUAUUCAGACCCCUUGACUUAUUCCACAUUUACUUGUGUUACAUCCUGAAUUGAACAUUAAUUAAAUAGAUUUUUUUUCUCACCCACCCACACACAAUACCCCAUGACAAAGUGAAAACAAGUUUUUUGAAAAUAAAUUGAAAAUGAAAUACAGAAACAUCUAAUUUACAUAAGUAUUCACACCCCAUUUGCUAUGACACUCCAAAUUGAGCUCAGGUGCAUCCAAUUUCCUUUGAUUUUCCUUGAUGUCACUACAACUUCAUAGGCGUCCACCUGUGGCCAAUUCAAUUGUUUGGACAUUCAAAAAGGAACACACCUGUCUAUAUAAGGUCCCACAGUUGACAGUGCAUGUCAGAGAUUUCUGUGACGUUGUUGCAGGUAUCGCUUGGGCUUUGUCGAGCGCCAUCCAUAAUAGUUUUAAACGUAUCCUGGGUAGGGACUCUGAGGAUUAAUCCCGCGGGGAGAAAAAACAUUGUAGACCUCCACAAGUCUGGUUCAUCCUUGGGAGCAAUUUCCAAACGCCUGAAGGCACCACGUUCAUCUGUACAAACAAUAGUAUGCAAGUGUAAACACCAUCAGACCACGCAGCCGUCAUACCGCUCAGGAAGGAGACGUGUUCUAUCUCCUAGAGAUGAACGUACUUUGGUGCGAAAAGUGCAAAUCAAUCCCAGAACAACAGCAAAGGACCUUGUGAAGAUGCUGGGGGAAACAGGUACAAAAGUAUCUAUAUCCACAGUAAAACGAGUCCUAUAUCGACAUAACCUAAAAGGCCGCUCAGCAAGGAAGAAACCACUGCUCCAAAGCCGCCAUAAAAAAGCCAGACUACGGUUUGCAACUGCACAUGGAGAAAUGUCCUCUGGUCUGAUGAAACAAAAAUAGAACUGUUUGGCCAUAAUGACCAUCGUUAUGUUUGAAGGAAAAAGGGGUAGGCUUGCAAGCCGAAGAACACCAUCCCAACCGUGAAGCACGGGGAUGGCAGCAUCAUGCUGUGGGGGUGCUUUGCUGCAGGAGGGACUGGUGCACUUCACAAAAUAGAUGGCAUCAUGAGGAAGGAAAAUUAUGUGGUUAUUUUGAAGCAACAUCUCAAGACAUCAGUCAGGAAGUUAAAGCUUGGUCGCAAAUGGGUCUUCCAAAUGGACAAUGACCCCAAGCAUACUUCCAAAGUUGGGGCAAAAUGGCUUAAGGACAACAAAGUCAAGGUAUUGGAGUAGCCAUCACAAAGCCCUGACCUCAAUCCUAUAGAACAUUUGUGGGCAGAACUGAAAAGCGUGUGCGAGCAAGGAGGCCUACAAACCUGACUCAGUUACACCCUUUUUCUCACCAAUUUUGUGAUAUCCAAAUGCGAUCCAAUUACGAUCUUGUCUCAUCGCUGCAACUCCCCAACGGGCUCGGGAGAGGCGAAGGUCGAGGCAUGCGUCCUCCGAAACAUGACCUGCCAAACCGCUCUCCUUAACACCUGCCCGCUUAACCCGGAAGCCAGCUGCACCAAUGUGUUGGAGGAAACACCAUUCAACUGAUGACCGAAGUCAGCCUGCAGGUGCCCGGCCCUCCACAAUGAGUCGCUAGAGCGCGAUGAGCCAAGUAAAGCCCCCCCCCACCCCCGCCAAACCCUCCCCUAACUCUGACGACGCUGGGCCAAUUUUGCACCGCCCUAUGGGACUCCCGGUCACAGCCGGUUAUGACACAGCCCGGUAUCGAACCCGGGUCUGUGGUGAGACCUCAAGCACUUUGCCUGUCCCGAGCCCGUUGGGGAGUUGCAGCGAUGAGACAAGAUCGCAUUUGGAUAUCACGAAAUUGGGGAGAAAAGGGGGUAAAAUACAAACAAAAAAAUUAUAUAUAUAUAUACAGUGGGGAGAACAAGUAUUUGAUACACUGCCGAUUUUGCAAGUAUUUGAUCACCUACCAACCAGUAAGAAUUCCGGCUCUCACAGACCUGUUAGUUUUUCUUUAAGAAGCCCUCCUGUUCUCCACUCAUUACCUGUAUUAACUGCACCUGUUUGAACUCGUUACCUGUAUACAAGACACCUGUCCACACACUCAAUCAAACAGACUCCAACCUCUCCACAAUGGCCAAGACCAGAGAGCUGUGUAAGGACAUCAGGGAUAAAAUUGUAGACCUACACAAGGCUGGGAUGGGCUACAGGACAAUAGGCAAGCAGCUUGGUGAGAAGGCAACAACUGUUGGCGCAAUUAUUAGAAAAUUGAAGAAGUUCAAGAUGACGGUCAAUCACCCUCGGUCUGGGGCUCCGUGCAAGAUCUCACCUCGUGGGGCAUCAAUGAUCAUGAGGAAGGUGAGGGAUCAGCCCAGAACUACACGGCAGGACCUGGUUAAUGACCUGAAGAGAGCUGGGACCACAGUCUCAAAGAAAACCAUUAGUAACACACUACACCGUCAUGGAUUAAAAUCCUGCAGCGCACGCAAGGUUCCCCUGCUCAAGCCAGCGCAUGUCCAGGCCCGUCUGAAGUUUGCCAAUGACCAUCUGGAUGAUCCAGAGGAGGAAUGGGAGAAGGUCAUGUGGUCUGAUGAGACAAAAAUAGAGCUUGUUGAUCUAAACUCCACUCGCCGUGUUUGGAGGAAGAAGAAGGAUGAGUACAACACCAAGAACACCAUCCCAACCGUGAAGCAUGGAGGUGGAAACAUCAUUCUUUGGGGAUGCUUUCCUGCAAAGGGGACAGGACGACUGCACCGAAUUGAGGGGAGGAUGGAUGGGGCCAUGUAUCGUGAGAUCUUGGCCAACAACCUCCUUCCCUCAGUAAGAGCAUUGAAGAUGGGUCGUGGCUGGGUCUUCCAGCAUGACAACGACCCGAAACACACAGCCAGGGCAACUAAGGAGUGGCUCCGUAACAAGCAUCUCAAGGUCCUGGAGUGGCCUAGCCGGUCUCCAGACCUGAACCCAAUAGAAAAUCUUUGGAGGGAGCUGAAAGUCUGUAUUGCCCAGUGACAGCCCCGAAACCUGAAGGAUCUGGAGAAGGUCUGUAUGGAGGAGUGGGCCAAAAUCCCUGCUGCAGUGUGUGCAAACCUUGUCAAGACCUACAGGAAACGUAUGAUCUCUGUAAUUGCAAACAAAGGUUUCUGUACCAAAUAUUAAGUUCUGCUUUUCUGAUGUAUCAAAUACUUAUGUCAUGCAAUAAAAUGCAAAUUAAUUACUUACAAAUCAUACAAUGUAAUGUUCUGGAUUUUUGUUUUAGAUUCCGUCUCUCACAGUUCAAGUGUACCUAUGAUAAAAAUUACAGACCUCUACAUGCUUUGUAAGUAGGAAAACCUGCAAAAUCGGCAGUGUAUCAAAUACUUGUUCUCCCCACUGAAUAUACAGACCGCUGCGCCACUCGGGAGGCCACAAGGUUAUGGGUUUUAAUGAGUAUAGGGUUAGUUGGUAGGGUAAUUAAAAUAUAUGUAUAUUUUUUAUUUUCCCGGUUCCCCUUUCCCAUUUUGUAUCACAAAGUGUAAUGGAUCUAUACUAUAGUUAAGUUGGGGGCAGUAAUGCAUCAUAUUGGAUGUCAACCACCGUUAAACCUCACAGAAGGAGAAGUGCAUGUCAGAGCAGAAACUAUACCAUGAAGUCCAAGGAACUGACCGUAGAUGAUAGAAUUGUGAUUAAGGCAUAUAUCUGGGGAAGGGUAUGAAACCAUUUCUAGAGUGUUGAAGGUUUCCAAGAGCACAGUGGUCUCCAUCGUUGGGAAAUAGAAAAAAUAUGGAACUACCCAGACUCUGCCUAGAGCUGGCCGCCCCGUCCGACCAAACUGAGCAACCGGGCAAGAAGGACCUUGGUCAGGGAGGUAACCAAGAACCCAAUGACCACUAUGACCAAAAUACGGAGUUCCUUGGCUGAGAUGGAAGAUUCAAAGCUGUAAUUGCUGCCAAAGGUGCUUCUACAAAGCAUUGACUCAGGUGUGUGAAUAAUUAGUGCCUUCAAAAAAUAUUCAUACUCCUUAUUCCACAUUUUGUUGUUACAGCCUGAAUUAAAAAUGGAUUAAUUAUAUCUUUUUUUCUCACUCAUCUGCACAUAAUACCCCAUAAUAACAAAGUGAAAACAGGUUUUUAGAAAUGUUUGCACAUUUAUUGAAAAUUAAAUACAGACAUAUCUAAUUUACAUAAGUAUUCACAAGUCAAUACAUGUUAUAAUCACCUUUGGCAGCAAUUACAGCUGUUAGUCUUUCUGGGUAAGUCUGUAAGAGCUUUGCACACCUGGAUUGUACAAUAUUCUUAAAAAUAUUAUUCAAGCUCUGUCAAGUUAGUUGUUGAUCACUGCUAGACAGCCAUUUUCAAGACUUGCCAUAUAUGUUCAAGCCAUUUUAAGUCAAAACUGUAACUAGGCCACUCAGGAACAUUCAAUGUUGUCUUGGUAAGCAACUCCAGUGUAUAUUUGGCAUUGUUUUAGGUUAUUGUCCUGCUGAAUUUGGUAAAUUUGUCUCCCAGUGUCUGUUGGAAACCAGACUGAACCAGGUUUUCCUCUAGGAUUUUGCUCUCCCCGUUUCUUUGUAUCCUAAAAAACUCCCUAGGCCUUGCCAAAACAUGACGCAGCCACCACCAUGCUUGAACACUCAGUAAUGUGUUGUGUUGGAUUUGCCCAAACAUAACGCUUUGUAUUCAGGACAUAAAGUUAAUUUCUUUGCCACAUUUUAUGCAGUUUUACUUUAGGAUCUUAUUGAAAACAUGUUUUGGAUUAUUUGUAUUCUCAACAGGCUUCCUUCUUUUCACUCUGUCAUUUAGGCUAGUGUUGUGGAGUAACUACAAUGUUUUUGAUCCAUCCUCAGUUUUCUCCUAUCACAGCCAUUAAACUCUGUAACUGUUUUAAAGUCACCAUUGGCCUCAUGGUGAAAUCCCUGAGCGGUUUCCUUCCUCUCCGGCAACUGAGUUAGGAAGGAUGCCUGUAUCUUUGUAGUGACUGGGUGUAUUGAUACACCCAGUACAUCACACGGGGCUGUAGUGGAACAGGUUGAGAGCUUCAAGUUCCUUGGUGUCCACAUCACCAACAAACUAUCAUGGUCCAAACACACCAAGACAGUCGUGAAGAGGGCACGACAAAGCCUAUUCCCCCUCAGGAGACUGAAAAGAUUUGGCAUGGGUCCUCAGAUCCUCAAAAGAUUCUACAGCUGCACCAUCGAGAGCAUCCUGACUGGUUGCAUCACCGUCUGGUAUGGCAACUGCUCGGCCUCCGACCGCAAGGCACUACAGAGGGUAGUGCGUACGGCCCAGUACAUCACUGGGGCCAAGCUUCCUGCCAUCCAGGACCUCUAUACCAGGUGGUGUCAGAGGAAGGCCCUAAAAAUGGUCAAACACUCCAGCCACCCUAGUCAUAGACUGUGUUCCCUGCUACCGCACAGCAAGCUGUACCGGAGCGCCAAAUCUAGGUCCAAAAGGCUUCUUAACAGCUUCUACCCCCAAGCCAUAAGACUCCUGAACAUCUAAUCAUGGCUACCCAGACUAUUUGGAUUUGAUCCAAAGUGUAAUUAAUAACUUCACCAUGUUCAAAGGGAUAUUCAAUUAUUUAGGUGCCCUUUGCGAGGCAUUGGAAAACCUCCCUGGUCUUUGUGGUUGAAUCUGUGUUUGAAAUUCACUGCUCGACUGAGGGACCUUGUAUGUGUGGGGUACAGAGAUGAGGUAGUCAUUCAAAAACAUGUUAAACGCUAUUAUUGCACAGUGAGUCCAUGCAACUUAUUAUGUGACUUGUUAAACAUUUUUACUCCUGAACUUAUUUAGGCUUGCCAUAACAACGGGGUUGAACAGUUAUUGACUCAAGACAUUUCAGCUUUACAUUUUUUAUUAAUUUGUCAGUUUCUAAAAACAUAAUUCCACUUUGACAUUAUGGGGUAUUGUGUGUAGCUCAGUGAUUUCAUUCAGGCUGUAACACAACAAAAUGUGGAAAAAGUUGAGGCUUGUGAAUACUUUCUGAAGGCACUGUAACUGUGGAGGCUGGGAGAUGGCGGUGGGUUCACUGGCGCACCCUGCCUUCCCCACUUCUGAAAAAGGAGUGGUGUAGAGGGAGGGACCCCUCUCAGGGGUAUGCCUGAAACAUGAGGAGAGCUGUGUAGCCCCCUUAGACUGGCCCCAACCUCCCAACUCACACAACUACAAGCACAUACUGUACAGUCGUGGUCAAAAGUUUUGAGAAUGACACAUAUUCAUUUUCACAGUCUGCUGCCAUAGUUUUUAUGAUGGCAAUUUGCAUAUACUCCAGAAUGUUAUGAAGCGUGAUCAGAUGAAUUGCAAUUAAUUGCAAAGUCCCUCUUUGCCAUGAAAAUGAACUUUAAAAAACAUUUCCACUGCAUUUCAGCCCUGCCACAAAAGGACCAGCUGACAUCAUGUCAGUGAUUCUCUCGUUAACACAGGUGAGAGUGUUGACGAGGACAAGGCUGGAGAUCACUCUGUCAUGCUGAUUGAGUUAGAAUAACAGACUGGAAGCUUUAAAAGGAGGGUGGUGCUUGAAAUCAUUGUUCUUCCUCUGUUAACCAGGGUUACCUGCAAGGAAACACGUGCCGUCAUUAUUGCUUUGCACAAAAAGGGCUUCACAGGCAAGGAUAUUGCUUCUAGUAAGAUUGCACCUAAAUCAACCAUUUAUCGGAUCAUCAAGAACUUCAAGGAGAGAGGUUCAAUUGUUGUGAAGAAGGCUUCAGGGCGCCCAAGAAAGUCCAGCAAGCGCCAGGACCGUCUCCUAAAGUUGAUUCAGCUGCGGGAUCGGGGCACCACCAGUGCAGAGCUUGCUCAGGAAUGGCAGCAGGCAGGUGUGAGUGCAUCUGCACGCACAGUGAGGCGAAGACUUUUGGAGGAUGGCCUGAUGUCAAGAAGGGCAGCGAGAAGGCCACUUCUCUCCAGGAAAAACAUCAGGGACAGACUGAUAUUCUGCAAAAGGUACAGGGAUUGGACUGCUGAGGACUGGGGUAAAGUCAUUUUCUCUGAUGAAUCCCCUUUCCGAUUGUUUGGGGCAUCCAGAAAAAAGCUUGUCCGGAGAAGACAAGGUGAGCGCUACCAUCAGUCCUGUGUCAUGCCAACAGUAAAGCAUCCUGAGACCAUUCAUGUGUGGGGUCUCACUCACAAUUUUGGCUAAGAACACAGCCAUGAAUAAAGAAUGGUACCAACACAUCCUCCGAGAGCAACUUCUCCCAACCAUCCAAGAACAGUUUGGUGACGAACAAUGCCUUUUCCAGCAUGAUGGAGCAUCUUGCCAUAAGGCAAAAGUGAUAACUAAGUGGCUUGGGGAAUAAAACAUCGACAUUUUGGGUCCAUGGCCAGGAAACUCCCCAGACCUUAAUCCCAUUGAGAACUUGUGGUCAAUCCUCAAGAGGCGGGUGGACAAACAAAAACCCACAAAUUCGGACAAACUCCAAGCAUUGAUUAUGCAAGAAUGGGCUGCCAUCAGUCAGGAUGUGGCCCAGAAGUUAAUUGACAGCAUGCCAGGGCGGAUUGCAGAGGUCUUAAAAAAGAAGGGUCAACACUGCAAAUAUUGACUCUUUGCAUAAACUUAAUGUAAUUGUCAAUAAAAGCCUUUGACACUUAUGGAAUGCUUGUAAUUAUACUUCAGUAUACCAUAGUAACAUCUGACAAAAAUAUCUCAUAACACUGAAGCAGCGAACUUUGUGAAGACCAAUACUUGUGUCAUUUUUAAAACUUUUGACCACGACUGUAUACUCUCACAAACAUGUAGAUGUAUAUCCUCCUUACAGCACAUUGUCCACAUUGAACACAAUGUGCUAAGACAUUGUGUUCUAUGUUCCAUAUAUGCUUCCCAUUGCAUCUUACCCAUCCCUCUAAUGAUGUCUAGAAACAAAUCAAUUAUAAGCAUCUACUAGCCUUUUGUGUCUGUUUUCCACUAGAGAUGUAAUUUGAUUAGGCCCUAAGUACAUGUGGCAGCUGUGUUCUGAUGAGAUGGUUGUGUCCUUUGUGUCUGUCCCAUAGAUGAAGCACGUUGAGGAGCGCUUCGGAGAAGACGCCAACAAGGAGGUUCUGCUCAUGUGCAUCGGCGUCACGUCUGGCGUGGGCCGCCUCAUCUUCGGCCGGGUGGCAGACUAUGUACAGGGAGUCAACAAAGUCUACCUGCAGGUAAAGUCUACUAACCUCGAGAUCUUGCACAAGUCAUGACUAUAUCUCGAAAGACACCCUAUUCCCCAUAUAGUGCACUACUUUUGGCCCGAUGACACCCUACUCUCCAUAAAGUCUACUAUGUGUGGAAUUUAGGGUGUCAUGGUGUCAUUUGAGAUGUAGCCUGAGCCCCAUGUCAUAACCAUUACUCUGAUUAAUGCAAAGAAGCAAUGCUGCUGUGUGCAUCACAUUCACGUCACCUCUCUGACAUCUCCUGCUGUCUCCUCCCGGCCAGGUGUCUUCGUUCAUGGUCAUCGGCGUGAUGUCCAUGAUGAUCCCUCUGUGUCAUGUGUUCGGAGGGCUGAUCGCUGUGUGUCUACUCAUGGGCCUGUUUGAUGGCUGUUUCAUCUGCAUCAUGGCCCCCAUCGCCUUCGAGCUGGUGGGCUCCCAGAACGUGUCCCAGGCCAUCGGCUUUCUGCUGGGCAUGAUGUCUGUGCCCAUGACCGUGGGGCCUCCUAUUGCAGGUACAGUUAAAUAGGCAAGCCAGUGGCCACGUCUGAAAUGGCAUCUUCCGUGGGAAAUAGGAAGUUAGUAUGCUGUGAUGCCCUGUUUAAACAGGCAUGAAAAAGUUAAAUCAUUCAUACAGCCACUGAAUUGGUUAGUAUGUACUGUUUGAUGGUUUGAAAGAUAUUAACAUUUAGCUUAAUGAUGUAAAACAUUUCUCCCUGGAGUAUGAUUUUGAGCUUAGUUGUUUUCCUAUAAACCUCUGGUUCCACCUGGUGUUUAUCUGUGGAACUGUGAAAGUGAAACGCUCCACACUCUACCAUACACAAAGGAACAUAAAGAAAUCGAUUCACAACAUGGCAACUUCGCAGCUUCUACAAUUACAACUUGAUAUGAGUAGAGACAUUAUCUUGUGAAUAUGAUACUUGUGUAAGAAUGUAUAUACCUUGUGGAAGAUACAUACAUUUCACCACUGGAAUGUUGAGUUCACAGACGUCCAUUCAUGUUAAGCUCUUUCUAAUUUAGAUAUCAUUCAUAUCCACAUGAGUCAUGUGCAACCUGUUUGCACUGUAUUACAGAAAAGGCAUCAGUUUUUCUCCUAAAUAGACUAGCAUUCCAGGAAGAGAGGGGAAACAGUGGUAGAAGUAGGGAAUGCAGGAAGUCAUGCAACUUAGUGCUGUUCAGGGAGGGAAACCACAAUCCACAAGGGGGGGCAGACGGAGGGGCCUAAUUAGCCCUGACCCCAAUCCAGUCAGUCUUCACUGGCUAGUAAUAAUCAGCUCUGUUUGUAUUCAAAGAGUGGGUUUGCACUAACCCACUACCCACUGGGCAAAAGCUGGUUGAAUUAAUGUUGUUUUCGCAUCAUUUCAACAAACAAAAAAAUAUGUUGAAUCCACGUGGAAACUGAUUUGAAUUUGCAAAAAGUCAUCAACAUAAGGGCAUUUGGUAUUUUCUUCACUUACAUUUUUACCUAAAUCCAAUGACAUGGUGAUUUAUUUAUUUUUCACAGUGAAUUCACUUUAGUUGACAACUCAAUGUACCAAAUGUAAAUCAAAACUAGACGUUGAACUGACGUCUGUGCCCAGUGGGUACUUAGUAUCACUCUGUCCCAGCUCAGAUAAGCCCACCUUUGUUUUAUAUCUGAAAGGACCAAAUAAGGUGUUCACUGUGGUUUGAAGUUAUGGGGUUAUGCACUCAGGACUGGGGGCAUACUAUUGCUCACCUUUGGGGUUCAGGGGUGCUGCUGAACUUUGUUCCUUGUCUUUAGGACACAACAUGUCUUUAGGACAUGAAAUGAUUAAUGAUGUCCCAGAUAUUUCGAUUAAUGAUGAACGAGUCCCAGAUAUUUUGAUUAAUGAUGAACGAGUCCCAGAUAUUUAUAGUUCUCUCUUCUCUCGCUCUCUCUCUAGGGUUCCUGAGGGACAGACUGGGGAGUUACGACGUGGCCUUCUAUUUGGCUGGUAUCCCUCCCAUCAUCGGUGGGGCCGUGCUGUGUCUGAUCCCCUGGGUGGAGGCUAGACGUAUCAGGAGAGCGCAGGAAGAGGCAGCCAAAGAUGGCACCCAGGAGCAGAUGCUGUAG
Molecule: messenger RNA, 10367 nt
Organism: Coregonus sp. 'balchen'
Lineage: Eukaryota; Metazoa; Chordata; Actinopteri; Salmoniformes; Salmonidae
Source: the annotation of a GenBank genome assembly